AUGUUCUCACCCCUUACUACUGUGGUGAGCUCUGGGUUAGGCAGGAGAAGCUUGGAGGGCCAACCAAUGGAUGGUGAACUUGAAUUGGAACUCCCAUCCAACUCCUUGUGCUCAAUGAGAAGGUUGGUCUUGCAAAACUUGAUGUCCAUCCAACCUGGUUCAGUGGCUCUCCUAUCAGUUGGGUUCACUCCAGCAGCACACAAGAUAGGAGUGAUGAGCCCUCCAAUACUUAGGCGCCUUCCCUCGUUGAUGUCUAGUGUUGUAGGCUGUGAUCUUGUAGGUGAGGAGAUGGUCAAGGAAAGGCAUCAAGUUCCCUGUGUCAGAUCUAUCUCCCCUGAUCCUCUUGCCAUCGCUUGUGCGUGA
Molecule: messenger RNA, 363 nt
Organism: Microthlaspi erraticum
Lineage: Eukaryota; Viridiplantae; Streptophyta; Magnoliopsida; Brassicales; Brassicaceae
Source: the annotation of a GenBank genome assembly